Molecule: messenger RNA, 317 nt
Organism: Pyricularia oryzae 70-15
Lineage: Eukaryota; Fungi; Ascomycota; Sordariomycetes; Magnaporthales; Pyriculariaceae
Exons: 2
Coding region: 69-317 (82 amino acids)
Source: RefSeq, a predicted model, not a curated record
GUGUCAUUCUCCUUUUGCUCUGCGGGGCGGGCGACAGAGCUUUGGUUUCAUCUUUAGGCCCAAAAAUAAUGUCCUGGAAUUGCACACAACGUUCUACCGCCACGCAAUGUGACAGGCAGACAGAGAGGCCUUUUGGGUUGCUGAAGUUGGAUAAAGUCGGUAGCUGGUACUCGCUCCCUCGCAGUAGAUUUUCCUUCCAUCAAGAUGAUGAGAGGCACGUCUGGGGCAGAAGGCAGGUUGCAAGAAGCAGCUGUUAUAAGGUUAAACGAACGCAAUCAAUCUACCAAGGAAUCGAAGAUAUAUACGACAAUAUGUAA